AUGCCUAAAAAGCUUGCAAUUACUGAUACUAUUACAGGGAUCCUUAGUGAGAAGCUUUAUCCAUACUCUAAAAAAAGAGCAGUAGCUUCGGCAGCGACAUCACCAAUCAUAAGUGCCCGUCGCACCAAUGUCCCCAGACCAGGAAACGAGGAAACACGUGAUGUGCCACGCCUCAUUGUAUUCGUCAUAGGCGGUGUGACAUACUCUGAAGUCAGGACAGCAUAUGAGGUUGCCAUGGCAAACAAAGACUGGGAGGUUUUAAUUGGCUCAGAUUGUGUGCUAACACCCUCUUCAUUCGUUGAAAAACUUUCAAGUUUAAAUGAUUGAUGCAAUGAAUCCUUCAAGAACCUGAGAAAUUAUUAGGUUAAAAGCUCGCUCUUUAGGCCUUCGUGUUUUUUUUUUUUUUAGUUAAAAGAGGCAGCUCAGGGACUGGUUGUGCGAAAGAUGAAUAG
This is a messenger RNA of Exaiptasia diaphana, 452 nucleotides long. Its product is annotated as syntaxin-binding protein 1. The record is from RefSeq and is a predicted model, not a curated record. Gene Ontology annotation, molecular function: syntaxin binding. Bases 1 to 327 code for a protein of 108 amino acids. Gene Ontology annotation, biological process: intracellular protein transport; vesicle-mediated transport. Gene Ontology annotation, cellular component: secretory granule; plasma membrane. Lineage: Eukaryota; Metazoa; Cnidaria; Anthozoa; Actiniaria; Aiptasiidae. The transcript is spliced from 6 exons.